AAACUUUGUGAAAAUCGUUAAAAAAUAACAAAAGAUAUUUAUUUGACUUAAAAAAACUUGAGAAAACUAAAAGCAAGUUAUGAAUGGAACGUGUUGAUGCAGAAAAUGCGUUGAAAUUUUCACUGGCUAAGGCACAAUGAAAAAAAAGUAGAAGAAGCAUUAGUGGCAGUGUGUGUAAAUGUUCAAAGCAGAACAAAAAGUUGGAAAUACGGCGUGAAUGAAGAAACGUAAAUUGCAACUCUUUGAUAGUAAAAUGAAAAAUUAAAAAAAAAAAUAAGUAAAUCAUUAAAAAGAAAUACUUUGGCAGACAAAGCAAAAACAAAAUCAUUGAUUGGUUACAAAGUGCUGGCACUGCAAUUGUGGUUACAUACGCAAACGUCGCCAUAGCCACGUACGUCCGUGGCGGAUACACCGGCAUUGGACAACUAUCUGGCUACUCACGCUAGUGGAACAGACCGAAUUAUUUGAACAACGAGCAGGGUAUAGAAUUACACAUAAUAUUCAACAUCACAACGUACAUUUUAACGUUUGUUGCAAAAAUUCAUAUUAAGAAUUUUGCAUAAGCUCCAACCGGGCUAUCAAGCACAUUCUAAUAAUUACACUAUUUUAAUGGCAUUUGUUUGCCCACCUCCUCCUCCUAUGCGGAAAAAUGAACAAUGAAAUCAGUGGUAAGACUCUUCUAUCCGUCACCGCAUCGAUUGCCGCUACCAUCAUACCUGACACACCUAUUGUGUCCAUAGCCGGUGCCACUUUAAGUGAAAUAACCACUACAACAACUUCAACGACAACAACACCGACACCCACACCAACACCAACAUCUUUCAUACCAUCAAAUAAAACCAACAGAGACCAUAUAAACGCCAAUUUGCCAAACAAUCCAAUGUCUGAUGCUGCUGUCGCCAAGUCAGCUGGAGGCAACGGUACCGCCGCUGCAAACAAUACCUUAUCUAAUACACCAGCAGAUACAGGUGGUAUCGCCGGCAAAAAUUCUUCACUAGAACAUGCCACUAUUGUGAACAUUGCCAAUGCUGGAAAAUCAGAUGACGCUAAUACAAAUGCAUCAACUGACACAAAGAAAUCUGAUAUCUCCGAUUUAGAAGAACCAGAGUUAAAAAAGCUACUAGACGAGGCCUACAAUUAUAAAACACCUAAGGACAAAAAAGAUAAAAGCGAAAUAUUCUUGGAUUUGCUGCAGAAGGUGGAAAAUGAAGAUCUGGGCAUAACAUCGACACGUGCAGAUAGUCAUCGUCAUCAUCCGCAUUCACAGAGUCGUCAUCAACAGAAGCAGGGUGGCUCAUUGCAAGAUCUCUUACAGCUCCCAUCCGAUUAUCGACGCCAAAAUCAUACAUCACGUCACAAGAAAAACUCGUCCGUGUCUUCACGGCAACGUGAGGGCGGAAGUUUACCCAGCAACGUCAAUGUUGCCAAUUGCUUGCUAAGCAGCUUUGGUCAACAAUCGUCCGUAUAUACGGAUAAACGUGUGCGUCGGGGUAUUUUGCCAGGCGUGGAAAGUGCUACAGUUUCUUUGAACAGCAACAAGACAUUGGUCGGCGUAGUUGGUCUGGCUGUUAGCGACCCAAACUCCAAUUGUUUGCUUAGUAGCUUUGAACAGCAGACACCUGCCUACGCGGAUAAACCUGUUCGUCGUAUUCUUGGUCUUGCUGGUGGUGAUCCCAACGCAACUACUGGUGGUACAGGCACCAGUGGCAGUGCUGGCACGAAUUCAGUAGGUAUAUGCAGCAAGGACAGUGGAAGCAGUGUUGGUGCUAGCGUGACAAGUGUCAUUGGAGGCACUGGGAAUAUGGCGACCACAGCGAGUGGCCAUAGUGUUGGUGGCACGAUGGCAACUGGCGCGGGUAUUGUUAAUAACCCAGUAAAAAGUGCCAAUUCCAUUACUGGUAGUAGUGAUUAUAUUAUUAAUAUUGGCGAUAUGAUCGAUAUUCAACAGCAGCAGCAAAUUUUACCAUCUAAAGCACAAGACGGCGGGCAGGGCUUGCCGUAUUAUGAACGUGUUGAUAUUGAUAUGCGCAUACCGCGUCCAAAUUUGCACCGUGGAGAGGGUGUGGAUUUCGCCCCAGCACACUCCCAUCAUUAUGUAGACGAAGUAAUUCGUUUUCAUCAAAUCGAUGGCGGAGAUGGUAGUUUGUGUGAGAGUGGUGAAGUAGCCAUUUCAGUUAACAAUCUUGGCAACAAACUCAAGUCGGCAGCUGCGUCCUGUUCCCUCCCGAUGCCGUUAGACGAGCGAUACCGGUCCAUUAAAUCGGUGAUGGGUGAGAAGGGCGAAAACGCCGGCGCCAGCUUGAAUGCAGCAGUUACAGCAAAAGCUUCCGGAACAAUAACAGCAAACAGUGGUGGUUCCAUCAGCAAUUCAAAUAAUAAUUCAGGUGGUGGUGUCGGCACCAACAGUAUCGGUAUAGGCAGCUACACAAAAUCACUACCAUUAUCGCGUCAGACUGACGAGAACGGCAACGAUUGCGAACGUCAGCAGCACAAUAGCAGCAGCAGCAGCAUUACUGUUAGUGCAGGUCAAUCGCAGGCGAAGGCCAAAACUAAGAAGAAGCCACAAAAGGACAACACCAUACCUGUCGAUGUUGAGAAUGAGGCUGGGUACCGCGGCAAGGAUCCUGUCGAAGUAUUGCUGAAGUUCAUAGAGGAAGAUUCCAAGCAGAGCGGUAGUGGUGGCAACAAAUUCGCCGAAAAUAAUAAAAAGAAAGAGCGCAAAAAGGAGAAAGUGAAACAAAGUAAAAUGAAGAAAAGCAAUUCACUGGAGGAGUUGCGUAGUUGUGCCAAGAUCGAUGUUGGCGAACUUAAACAAUCAGCUGCCACUACUGAGAGCAAUAAUGUCACAAUGCGCAGCAAAGGUAGUGGUGGUGGCAAGGGUGGCAAGAAUAAUUCUGCUUCUAUAGCUGAUAUAAAUAAAAACUUCGAUGGUGGCAGCAAGGAAGGGACAACCACUUCGCCAACUAGCGGUGGCAAGCAAGCGAAUGCAGUUGCUACCAAUUCAAAUACAACGGUUAGCAAUCGCAAAGGCGAGCGACGUUCAUGGGGCACUGAGGAGUUGCAAUAUUUGGGAACUGAAGGCAGUGUUGGCGGUGCUGGCAGUAACAGUGGUUCCGUUGCUAGUAGCGGUGAGGACAAGGUGAAGGAAAAGAAAGAUAAGAAAAGUAAGGAGAAGGAUAAAGAUAAAGAACGCGAUGUAGAAAAGGAGAAGGAUAAAGGCAAGGAUAAAGAUAAGGAGAAGGAAAAAGACAGUGAUAAGCAUGAUAAACUGACAAAUAAUAAGAUUGACGGUAAUACAAAACUGGAUAAACAUGAAAAAAUUGAUAAAGUUGAAAAGGCAGAAAAGCAGGAGAAAGUUGAAAAGCCGGAACGAGCCGACAAGACGGAGAAACGCAAAAGAUCCGAGAGCAUUAUGCAAACUCCGAUUGCCAACACAGUGGAGCGUCAAGAUGCUGGUACACCGGUAUUCUCGGCUAUCGACUUAUUGUCUAUGAAUGCGCUGAUAUCCGAGACGGCCGAAUUUCAUGUGGUUACCAAAAAGAAGAAGCCAAAGAAGCAGCGCGCUUCCAUUGACGAAACUCAUUUUACACAAAACUCGAAUUAUAACAACAGUGGCCACAACAACUAUAAUAAUAAUAAUUGUGGCACAACUUCGCGAGCGCACAAUAUGGUAUUGAAUGCACAGAAAAAUAACAACAACAGCAAUAAUAAUAAUAAUAAUGUGUCACAACAACAACAGCAGCAACAACAAUCACGUUAUAAAUACCAUAACAAUAAUGCGCAUGGAUUUAACUCGUAUGGAAACGGUGGUGGCGGUGGUAGUGGAAGUAACAACAAUAGCUUUGGCGAAGAUGGACGUCUUGAUUAUCGCAAUAAUUACAAUUCUAAUUAUAAUAAUAACUACAAUACCAACCACUCGCAUCAGCAGUAUGGCUAUCAACACCAGCAGCAGCAAGGUCCUUACCAUCACCAUCAGCAUAAUAAUCAACAACAACAACAGCAACAUCAUCAUCAUGCUCACAAUGUGAACAGCGGCUCCACAGACAAAUCGCGCCGUAAAUCAACUUCCUCAGUGCCACCUUCGGAGAAAUCCGAUUCUAGUGAUCUCGAUUCAGUGCAUUCCUUGCCCAUAGAAUCAACCACAGCUUCAGUGACCAAAAACAAACAGCGUCACAAGCAGACCGACGCAUCGACCACAGCUACGCCAGAAACACCGAAGAGUACGGCGAGCGGUGGUUCACCAGGUUCGGCGCCGAUUUCCUAUGCACAUAUCGCCGCGGCAGCUGCUGCGGAUCGUUGGCCCAGUCUGGACGCUGCCAACAACAAUAACAAUGCAAUGCCAAAUGGCAUUAAUACCUCUCCUACUAUUGCCAACAAUAUGGCCGAACAGUUGCAGACACAAGUGACCAACAAUUGUGAAAUUGCUACAUCCUCCUCACUAUCAAAUGCCAGUAACAGCCCCUCCACGGCAGCAGCAGUGUUUGCUGCAGCAACAAACUCUGCCAGCAAACAGGGCAAGAGCAAGAAGCUCACCAUCAAACCAGAUUUCCCAGAGCUGGGUUCUAGCAAUGCUACGAUUGCGACGGCGUCAGAUAACAGCAAGCCAAACUUAGCGUCCGCAGCCAUUCCCGUGAUUGCCGCCGCAUCGAAAACGAUAUCAUAUUCUCAGCGUCUAGUUGCCGCACCCGCACAAUUAAUCACCCAGCCUAACAUUGUAGGUAUUGCAAACGGUGAGAAAGUGGCUGGUCCCACAGUCGACGCAGUCAUUACAUCUACCGUUGCUGCUACUACUGCUGUUCCAGACACCAAUACCUUAACGGAUGUCAACAAGGUUGAUAUCAUCAGUGGCAUCUCGGCGCGUUUGCCACAACAGCAGCCAAUGCAGCACCAACAGUCACAGCAGCAAAUGCAGACUCUACAAAAGUCAAAAAGUGUCGAACACGAUAAUUACAGUUUCAAUAGUAGUAACCUGGAUCAACAAUAUCCGGCCUUAGAAAAGACAGUGAAACGUCAUAGCGCCACUAACGUAUCUAUUUCACCACCAACGGCUGCCGCCACAAUUGUUGGUGGCGCAGUGGGCAGUAGUGGUAUUCCAACACUGGCCGCCAGUUCGGUGCCACCCGCAAAUGUUACUAGUUCCACUAAAUUUAAUUUCGCCGCGGCUGCCAAACAGCUCGUGGUCAAAAGCUGUUCCGUGUCACAAUCGAUAUUAACGCAAGAUCCGGCAAUAGCAGGAGCAGCGGCGCAGCCAUUAACAGUUUCAUCAAUAACUACCUCAGACCCUCCAGCUGCAUACCCAACAGUACCGGGCAACGCGACCAUUACUGCUGCAGUAAAUGUUACGGUGGCGCCAGUAACAAUGCCAGUCCGCAAGUCAAAAGAAAAGUCACCAACAGCUGUAUUUGCGCCGCCGACAGCGAUCAACGCACUUGCAACCGCAGCAGUAGUACCAAUCGUAAGUGCAAACUUAGCUGUCCAGACGCCCGAUGUAAGCGCUGUGAUCAUUACUGCACGGAAAAGCAAGAAAGAAAAGUCACAGCCAGUGCUUAUCGCAGAUCCGACCAUAAGCUUCACAACAAUCACUGAGCCGCAUGCUCACGUUGCACAAAAAUUGAGUACAGCCACCCAGACGCAAGCAACGUCCAUGGAUAUAGAUACUAGUGGUAAAACUUCGCGCUCACAAUCAAAUAUAGUUGCGAGCAGCGAAACGGUUGUGAUACCACCCAUUGUGAGCAAACCGCAAAGGCAGCAUGUUAGCACUGCCACUAAUAUCAGUAAAAGCCACAUUGCAUCUGCUGCCACAACGGCAACCAACCCUGCAUAUGCCGGCGCCGUGGUAGGUCCGCUAAGUUGCAACGCGCCUAGCAACCGGCCGGCAGUUAUAAUUUUGAAUGACGAUCGCACCGGCGACAGCAGCGCCGUUGGCAUUGAGUUCACGUUUGGUGACUUCAACGAGGACGAAUUGAAGUUCUUCGACGACAACAUUGACGAAGACGACUGCUCGGAUGAGUUGGCUGUCAAUGAUUCGGCGAUACAACAGCCGUCACAACCAGCGACCGCUCCAACUUUGAACACUGGUGUUGCAAACAGUGCAUAUACAAAAAAUGCUGCCGUGCCAGUAGAAUUGGCUAAUGACAACAUUGUUACACCGUUCGUAGAGAACGUCGGACUCUAUGCAGCUGUCAGGGCUUCAUCGCCACAGCCAACUUUUAUCGGGCCGCCCUUAAGCAACGUUCCUGUCGUUAAAGACAUUGGACUUAUUGUGAAAACGCCAGUAACCGCAGUCGGUAACUCUGUCAACAAUAACACCGUUGAUCAAGCCAACGUGAAUGACAAUAGUAGCGUUGUAAGUGUGGCCGGUUCCGACACUGACCUACAGCUCCAGCUGCAGUUACAGCAGCAACAACAGCAGCAGUUGCAGCGGCGAAAUAGCGAAACGCAAAAGUUGCAACAACUAGAGACUUGUAAUGACAUUGAGACCGCCAUUAUAGCUGCGGCGCGUGCAGCCGCCGAACAGCAACAUCAACAGCCACCAAUGCAGCCACCACCGCUGCAGCAACAACGUUCAUAUCGGCACAAACACCAACAACAAUAUAGAAGUACUUCCUAUGGCAACGCUUACGAGCCACCACAACAGCGCGAGCAACGUUCACAGUCCGCGUACACGCGUGAUACGCCGAAUAACUACCAACAACAACACCACUAUCAUAGUCAAUACCAUCAGCAGCCGCACUAUCACUACCACCAAAGUAGCAGUAGUAACAGCGCCUCACGCAGUCGCAGCAGUAGCAGUAACAACAAUGCUAAUUCAUAUGAUGUUUCGGGCAGCACACCGCCUCCACAGUCACCAAAUCCCACAACAUCCGUUGUUGUGAAUAUACAACGUAAAGAAUUCGACAUACAUUUCAUACCGCCCACAAUGUCGAACGCAUACAACGCGUUGCAACACAACGAGAUUAUUGUGGAUUUCAUUGGCUCCGCUUGGGAGGAAGUAGCUAAAGUGACGAAAUUCUACGAAGGACAAUAAAACGCCGCCACAACAGUAGCAGCAAAUACAUAGGCACUGCAAUCACUGCAUUACAACAUAAACAAAGCCCAAAAUUAACAAAAAGAAAAACGACAACACGCUCAAUGCGUCAAACAUGAAAAGCCGCAGAGUCUGACACAAUUUGUUAGCUACAGCGUGCCUACACUAGCGUGAUGUAGACAUGACUGUGAGCUUUUCCAAAAUGUAUAACGAGUAAUUACCGGCUUUUGGCAUUUUGUGUUAUAUCGGCUGAGCGCUGCAAAAAGUGAGUGCUUGUCAUGCUGUCGUUUGGUUAAAUUAAAGCGUAACGCUGAACUUAUUGCCGUGGAUGCGCGUUGCAUUGUCAAAUAAACGAUCUUGUACGUAUAGUUGCUUAUUUACAGUAUGUUAUUAUAAGUGUUUAAAUAUAUUAUAAAAAGAACUGCGAAAUCGUAAGCACGCAAAAGCAAACAAAUAUAACAAUUAUAAUAAAAUCCAAAUACAGAGUGGGAAGAAGAGCGCGUGUGAAGGAAGCAUACUUGUAAUAUACAAGGAUAUAUAUGUAUGUAUAUAUGAAAAAUAUAAACACAAAUACACAUAAAUAUAUGAAACCAAAAAUAUAUAUAUGUAUGUGUAUAUUGCUUUUGUCUGUACAUGGCUGCUUGUGUGCUUUUAUCGCCUUCUAAUUCACUACUUCGCUGAAACUCUAACUCUAACUAAUAUAAAUACUAUUUUAAUUUACUUAGAAGUUAAUCAGUGAAAAUGUUAGUUUAUAAAACGAAUACGAAUUCGAAAUCCAUAGAGAGAGAGAGAGACAAUGUGAAAAUGAGCGUAAAACAUGAAUUGAAAUAAAUACGAAAAAAUAUAAUUAUGAAAAUUGAAUUAAAAAAAGCAAACGUAUAUAUGUAUGUACAAAAGCGUGUGGAAAUGGUUUGAGACAGCACAUAGGAAAGCAACGCCAACUUGAACUGUAUGAAAUCUCUCAUAUGUACUUGAAAAAAAAAAUAUAUAUUUUAAUUAAAUUGGAAACUAUGCAUUAAAAUACAACAACCGAACAACCGAAACAGCAUUGAGUGUAACGCUGUGAACGAAGGGCUUAAAGUACAGAUGUUUUUACAAUGCAGCAAAUGUCUGGCAAGCGGAAACGUGACUGAAAUGGCAACUUGGCGAACUCUGGCGCUUCGGAUUUGCUCUCUCUAAUAGUACGCAAGCAAAAGAAGCUGUACAAUACAUAUAGUAGUUAUAGAAAUGCGUACAUAUACAAAAAUAUAUAUUAAAACAUUUAAAUAUACAAUUAGCUACUAUAAAUGUACUUUAUUAUUAUAUGUUUCAAUUUAUAUAUAUGCUGUGCUGCUGUCUCGGAACGCCGACUGCACUCAGUGAGUGCGAGAGUGUGAGAAUGUAGCAUAGAGAGUCGUGUGACAAAAAGCAAAAUUAAAUAAAAAAUUAAUUUGUAAAAAGUUGGAACAGUCACACGCAUAAAAUCUAAACAAAACCAACUGUAACAGCGCCGCACCGUCUCUAUUGCAGCAUUCCAGUGAGCGUUCUACUUGUAAGCAAACGCAGCGGCAGCGCAGACAAAACCACAAAAAAGGCAUAUAUAACACAACAUAAAUAAGCCAAUAAGUGAAAUAGCCGUAAAGCGAAUCAACUGAACUAUUAAAAUAAUGCAUAAAUUACAAAAAUAAAAUAAAUAAUAAACACACACACGUACACAACUCAUAUGGUGGAGAACAUUUGCAUACAUGCACAUUUAUAGAUAUACAUAUACAUAUAUAUAUAUAGAUAUGCCGCUCGCAUUAAUAAUAAAAAUUAAAAGCUGUAACUGUAUAAUUAAUAAUGGCAAUGAAAUCACGCGAUAUUAAAACUUAUUUAACGCUAACUAAACUACUAAAAAUAGCAACAAAAUUCGCAAAAAAAAUACAAUAACAAUUAAUGAACUAAAAUCGUUCAAUGUAUAUACUUAGUAAGUAUUAUAAGGUUAUUUAUAAUUGAAAAUAAAUAAAUCAAAUCUAACGUUUAGCAAUAGCUUUACUAAAAAGCACACUAAUGCUGCAUGAAGUCUAAGAUUAGUUAAAAUUGAAAGAAUAUAAAUUAAGCGCGUUAAUAAUUGAAGUGAACUAAAUUCUAACGCAUACAAUUGUGUAUUAAUAAAAAAUACUAAUAUAAUGGCAAAAAGUAAAAUAA
Molecule: messenger RNA, 9193 nt
Organism: Bactrocera tryoni
Lineage: Eukaryota; Metazoa; Arthropoda; Insecta; Diptera; Tephritidae
Product: platelet binding protein GspB
Exons: 7
Coding region: 650-7027 (2125 amino acids)
Source: RefSeq, a predicted model, not a curated record